Molecule: messenger RNA, 636 nt
Organism: Dichotomopilus funicola
Lineage: Eukaryota; Fungi; Ascomycota; Sordariomycetes; Sordariales; Chaetomiaceae
Product: Ser-Thr-rich glycosyl-phosphatidyl-inositol-anchored membrane family-domain-containing protein
Exons: 2
Coding region: 1-636 (211 amino acids)
Source: RefSeq, a predicted model, not a curated record
AUGCGCUUUUUGUCUCUCCUCGCCCUUGGCGCGCCGCUCGUCUCGGCCAUUCAGUUCUUCGAGCCGAUCGCGAACGCCACUCUCCACAAGGGCAGCACAUACCCGGUGAAGUGGCACAGCGUUGACACGGAUCCGUCCACGUUCAGCAUCUACCUGGUCAACUUUGUCGACUGGCCCCCCUUUUACACCCAGGUGGCCUCGGGCGUGAAGACCGUCGAUGGCGAGUACGAGGUGACCGUUCCCUGCGACGUCGACUCUUCGUGGGGCUUCCAAUUCAACGCUAUCAACGGCACCAACGUCUACAUCAUCCACGCGCAGACCUCCAAGUUCUCCAUCCGCGACGGUGACUGCUCCGGCAGCGGGCCUACCACGCUCCCCGCGCCCCCUACCUGUGAGGCCACCACGGUGACCAAGACGGUGACCGUCACGGCUAGCGCGUCGCAGAGCAGCGAGACCGAGAGUACGAUCGCCACCACCAUCACCACUUCUGCCACCACUCCUACCACUGUUGAGCCGCCCCAGCUGACCACGACCAGCCCGCCUGUGACGAACAGCGGCGCGGGGAAGCCCGUCCUUGUCACUAGCACGAUUACGUCGACGGUGUAUGCGCCCUGCGGCGAUGUUUGUGCCGUGUAA